Molecule: messenger RNA, 2427 nt
Organism: Mytilus californianus (California mussel)
Lineage: Eukaryota; Metazoa; Mollusca; Bivalvia; Mytilida; Mytilidae
Exons: 2
Coding region: 217-1311 (364 amino acids)
Biological process (GO): protein deubiquitination
Molecular function (GO): cysteine-type deubiquitinase activity
Source: RefSeq, a predicted model, not a curated record
CAGCGGAAGCACUUUCAACACCAUAACAGUAUUUUUGUAGAUAUUAAGCUGAAGUGGCAACUCACUAAAUUAUAAAUUAAUAGUUGUGCAAUCGUCAUUCAGUUAUUGAAUUUCGAUAUGGUUUUCAAAAUAACACAACAUGACAUAACUUCACUAUAACGGACUUUAAAAAUACAUUUAUCCAACGAAAUGUAAUGGCUGACAAGAAAACAGAGUAUGAAUAACCUUUUUGGAUUUAAAUCUCCUCGCAAAACUACUACAUUUACAUUUGAUGCCGAAAUAGACACGUUAAGGGCAAAUACUGGGAGGACCAGCUACGAUGCUGCGGUCGAUCGGACGAGAUAUACUGAGAACAGCAAUGACUUUUAUGCAUCUAAAACAGAAAUGAAUAACCCUUUUGGACCUAUAUCUCCUGGGAAAUCUACAUUUGAUGCCGGAAUAGACUCGUUAAGGGCAACUGCUGGAAGGACCAGUUACGAUGCUGCUGUUGAUCGGACUAGAUUAAAGGAGAACAACGAGGACUAUUAUACAUCCAAGAAGAAAAUAGACGAUGAUAGAGGUUCCUUAAGGGUAUUCUAUCCUAUUACAGAGGUGUGGAAAAAAGAAAAAGCCGAACAAUUCAAAAUAAAAGUUGAAAAGAGCUUUAGGUUUGGACAUAUGAAAAACUUUUACGAUAGAACCGCCCCAAAGGAGACUAUUUCUGUUGAAGGAGACGGAAAUUGUUUUUUUCGUGCCAUUAGUAUGUGUAUAAUUGGUUCAGAGCACGAGCAUUUGCGCGUUCGGGAACUCAUUACUAAACAUGUUGGAGAAAAUCCUGAAUUAUAUCGAACUUUUUUACUAAGUCGAGGAGGCAUGAAUCAGUACUUAACUAGUAUGAGAAGACCUCGAGAAUGGGCAACGGAUGUCGAAAUUUUAGCUGCAGCUACUUUAUUAAAGACCGUCAUUGAAGUUUAUUUUCCAUGCCGAGUGAAAGGAAAUAUUGAAUUCAGAUGGCAAACAUUUAAACCUCUGACGCAUCAAGAAAUAACAUAUCCAGUAAUUUAUUUGUCGAAUAAAAAUGAUCAUUUCGAUCCAGUUUUAGAUGUCAACGUAGAAGUUGAGAUAAGCAGAAGGAAUAACCAACCAGAAUCUCCAAGAAGAUCACGUGACAAUUACCAUGAUCCUUCUGUAUAUAGCACCCCAGUGUCGAAAAGCUAUGCUCAUGACUCCACGUUUAAUCGAAUACAUGGUAGGCCUGGCUCAAACUAUUCAAACUCGAAUAGUCAUUAUAAUCGAAACCCGUCAAGAUCACAUCCGAAUGUUCAAUUUUAGACUGUUUAAAUGAAUUUCAGAUUUUCAAGAGUGAUUGCAGUAAUGUAAUUGCUUGGGAGUUGUCGUAAAGUAUUCAUUUGACAUUGAAUCAUCCCGUAGUCAUAAUAGUGUUGUUUGGUUGAGGUUCUUUUCCAAAAAGAGUUCCGUAUAACUCAAUUUGAAUGGAGAGGUGUAUUGAUUGAUUAAUUUGAUUAAAGAUUGGCAGAUUCCAGUUUUUGAAAUAUUAUAAGACAACUAUCCACCGGAGUUCAAUGACGAAGAUACAAGCAAUCGUAGGUCACCGCCUUAAAACUUAUUUAAAACAGAAAAUUAAAACAGAAAAAAAACAUGUCAUAGAAUGAAUAAUUAAUUUUGAUGUUAACGCCAUUUAUAGUUAUAAAAGCAAGCGGAUAUGAAAAAAAUGCAUGUAAAUGAUUAUUUUAUAUUCAGAAAGUAUGAACGGAACAAGCAGUUCAAUAAAUCAUUAAUUUUGCUUGGCUUAUGGGUAUAUGAAGACUUGUUCAUCCCGAAAAGUUAUAUUUCCCUCGGGUGAUGCCUUGGGAAACAUUAAUGUUCUUAGGUGAACAAAUCUUUAUCCCUACGGCAGGGCAAAUAAAUGUAUAAUGUCUCUUUAGUUUUUCGUUUGAUUUUUAAAAUCGGAUCAUUCAUGUACAUGUACAGUCAAAUUUAGAUCUCAAUAGCACGUUCGAAUCAAAUUAGAUUCAAGAAAAAAAUUGCAAUCAAAAUUUUAAAUUUGAAGUACUGAUAUUCCAAAUAACACAAUUUUAUUGUGAAAAAUCUAUGCAAGUAUAAAUGAUUAUGUAUUCACUGCAUGCUGAUAUGUAAGCUUUCGGUUGUAUUUUAUGAACAAACCAAUAGGUCGAUAAAAAUAUGUAUGAGAAUAUAGAAAAGAUUGUUACAUUUUUCGAACCCCGUAAUUUAGGUCUCUUUAAACAGCUACAUUGUAAAUAUCAUGUGUUUAUAUAUGGCAGAGAAAUGUAUAUAUUGCCUUGCCUUCUUAAUGAUUCGUCUAUUUCCUUUAACUUAAUAAUAUUAUUUAAUGUUGUCAUUGUUUAAUACUUUGAUUGCUUGUUAUUGUUGUUAAAAUGUUUGCAGAAUAAAAAGUGACAAAAAAGA